AUGACCGCAGUUUCUUGGUACUCAGCCCCCGGAACCCAGACCCCUCCUUCCCCCUCCCCCCGCUGCGGGAUGGCGGCCAACGCCCCCCCACAGGCCGCUCCCGCAUUCGCCGCCCCGAACAACGCACACCCCGGCGCGCAGCCUAAGCCAAACGUGUUCUCGGCCACGAUCCCUUUCGCGUCGGAGGCCGACGCCAGGGCCGUCGUCAACGCGGUUGCGGUGGACGCGGAGCUGCGAACGGAACAGGUGUCCAGAGAGCUGACCGUGGAUGGGCACAAGGUUGUGAUCAAAUUCGAGGCAACUGAGGCAAGGCUCUUGAGGGCUGCAACUGGUACACUGCUCGAGCUGUUGAGUUUAGCUGCAGCCACACUGGAGCGCUUUCGUCCAUGA
Ostreobium quekettii is the source of this 390-nucleotide messenger RNA. The record is from the annotation of a GenBank genome assembly. NCBI's taxonomy places the organism in Eukaryota, Viridiplantae, Chlorophyta, Ulvophyceae, Bryopsidales, Ostreobiaceae.